ACUUCACACGUGCCAUCACUGGCGUGUAAACAGAAAGCUACAAUCAGCACACUGAUAAAGUCUUUCCAUUUAUAUGUAUAACGUAUAUGUAAUUUAAAUAUCUGGUUUAAUAAAUUAUAAUGAGUUCGCAAAUAACUUGCGUUGGGUGGGUGAAAAGAGGAGUCGCAAAGGAAACACCCGAUAAGGUGGAGCUGAGCAAAGAGGAGCUACAACGUAUAAUAGCUGAAGCUAAAGACGAACUGGCGGCGGGUGAUGAUGGCAGUGAAGAGGAUGAAGGCAUGGGUAGUGGGGACUUGAGUGAGGAGGCAGAGGCUCAACCCCAUGAGGAAGAACAGGUUGGAAAUGGAGCUGAAAAGGAGGACAAGGAUGAAUUGGCAGAGUAUGAACUUGACAAAUAUGAUGAGGAAGAUAUUGUAACAGCCAACCUUGGUGAUAGUCUAGCUGGUCUCACUGUGUAUGGCACCAAUGAGCAGGACCCCUACAUCACCAUCAAAGACACAGAUCAGUACGAGAGGGAGGACUUUCAGAUCAAACCUAGUGACAACCUGAUCUUGGCAGGCAAAGCUGAAAAGGACUGCUGUAACCUGGAAAUCUACCUUUACAAUGCAGAAGAGAAUUCCUUGUAUGUUCAUCAUGACAUCCUUUUACCGGCUUACCCGUUGUGUGUGGAGUGGCUCAACUUUGACCCCAACCCUGAAGAAACAUUAGCAAACUAUGCAGCCAUAGGUAACAUGACUCCAGUGAUUGAUGUGUGGGAUCUGGAUGUGGUGGAUUGCUUAGAGCCAGCAUUCACUCUGGGAGGCAAAAAGGCCAAGAAGAAGAAAAAGAAAGGCAAAAAGGCUGCUGCAGCUGCAGAACCAGUUGAAGGACACACUGAUGCAGUUCUAGAUAUUUCCUGGAACAAACUUGUUCGGAAUGUAAUGGCAAGCGGAUCAGCCGAUGAAUCUGUAAUCUUGUGGGAUCUGACCCAGGGGAAGCCAGCCACAACGUUAAGAAAACACACAGAUAAGGUUCAGACUUUGAAAUUCCACCCUUUUGAGGCUCAGACCCUUAUAUCUGGAUCCUAUGACAGGUCUGCUGUUUUGUAUGAUUGCCGAAGCCCUGACGACAGCCAUCGCACCUGGAGGUUUAGUGGGCAGGUCGAGCGACUUGUAUGGAAUCACUUUUCUCCUUUCAACUUCCUGGCAAGCACAGAAGAUGGCUUUGUGUACUGUCUAGACGCACGCUCUGAUAAGCCAGUGUUCACACUCCGAGCUCAUGACGGUGAAGUCUCAGGUAUGGACCUGAGCAGUCAAGUCAAAGGAUGCCUGGUCACCUCAUCAGCUGACAAGCAUGUGAAGAUCUGGGACAUUCUUGGGGACAAACCCAGUCUUGUUCAUUCCCGGGACAUGAAAAUGGGAGUGCUAUUUUGUGCGGCCUGUAGUCCCGACCAACCCUUCCACUAUGCAUUUGGUGGACAGAAAGAUGGCCUUCGCGUUUGGGACAUAAGUGAUGUUGCAGCAGUGACUGAAGUAUUUGGAAACAGGGAGAGGUUAGUGGCAAACACCUCUGUGGCUUCCAGCAGCAUGGAUGUCUCCUAACUCCUCAAGCUGCUCAUCUGAUCCAGCGAUACACAAAUAAAUCUAUUUGAGAGCAAGAGACUUGUACGUGGGACAACAAACAAAGGACCAUUCGCUGGACUAUAUGGACCGACUUAUUAUACUAAUAACCACACUGCUCUGUGUUGAUGAUGGGACGUGAGAAAGAAAAGAUGACUUAUACAAUUUUUAUCUGGACAGAUCAUGCAGUGGUGUCUUACAUGGACACCAUUCAGUGAAUCUCAAUGUCUAAGAAUGGCCUGCCUAUGGUCUGCCAGUUUACAGUCCCAGUGUUGAAUAUAAUAAUGGAUUAUAUUACCUAAUGUCUAAUAGGUUAACAAAGCCUAGUACCAUUGUGUAUUUGUACAAUUUAUUGACAACCAGAUUAGUGUAUCUAGUGCACAUUUCACUGUCAAACAAUAAUUUGAGAAAUAAAAUCAAUGUAAGAUUUAA
Molecule: messenger RNA, 2030 nt
Organism: Alosa alosa (allis shad)
Lineage: Eukaryota; Metazoa; Chordata; Actinopteri; Clupeiformes; Clupeidae
Gene: pwp1
Product: PWP1 homolog, endonuclein
Exons: 15
Coding region: 120-1580 (486 amino acids)
Biological process (GO): rRNA processing
Cellular component (GO): nucleus
Molecular function (GO): protein binding
Source: RefSeq, a predicted model, not a curated record